GAGGCGGGACCGGGCAGAGGCCCCGCCCCCUCAACGCAAGAUGGCGGCCAAGGUCUCUCUGCUGAGGCGGAGCCGCUGCCGAGGCUGCUUGCUCGGGGCUCUGCUGGGCGACUGCCUAGGCGGCGGCUUUGAGGCGCGGGAGUCGGUCAGCGCGGCCGAGCUGCUCCGCUUCGUGCGUGCCCUGCCGUCGCCGCCCCGGGGAGGCUCUGCCGCGGAGCCGGGCGAGGAGAGCAGCGGCGGCGGCGGAAAGUCGGAAGGCGGGCGGGUUUCGAGUGAGCAGAGCGGGACGGCCUGGGGAUCCAGUGGGUGGCUGCCUCGGGGUCUGGGCGAGAUCCUUCCCCUCCCCCACAAGGGUGACUCGAAAAUCCUCUGUUACAGUGAUGACACAGCCUUGGCCCACUCGCUAGUUAGGUCACUAUUGGCCACGAAAGAUUUUGAUGAAGUGGAUAUGGCAAAGAGGUUCGCUGAAGAAUAUGACAAGGAUCCUGACCGAUCCUAUGGAGGCGGCGUGGUGACUGUCUUCAAGAAACUGCUUAGUCCUAAAUGCCGGGAUGUGUUUGAGCCAGCAAGGCAGCAGUUUAACGGGAAAGGUUCCUAUGGGAACGGUGGUGCCAUGAGAGUAGCAGGCAUUUCAUUAGCUUACUCCGAUGUUCAAGAUGUAAAGAAGUUUGCUAAACUGAGUGCCGAGCUGACCCACGCAAACUCCUUGGGCUACAACGGCGCCAUCUUGCAAGCCUUGGCGGUCCAUUUUGCCCUCCGCGGGGAGUCAGAUCGGUACAAGUUUUUGGAUCAGCUAAUAGGCCAAAUGGAAGAUGUGGAAGCGGACGAUAAGUCUGUGGCUGAUGCACGCAUGCUGGGGUACGAGGAUCGUCCCUUUUCCAAGCGUUUGAAGAAGAUCAAAGAGUUUUUGGAACAGGGCAGUGUGUCCAGGUCAGACGUGCUACUAGAAUUAGGCAAUGGCAUUGCAGCCCUGCAUUCUGUCCCCACGGCAAUCUACUCUUUCCUGCGCUGCAUGGAAUCUCACCCAGAUGUCCCCGAUAGCUACAACUGUCUGCAACGGACCAUCAUGUACUGCAUCUUGCUGGGCGGGGACACAGACACGAUUGCAACCAUGGCGGGAGCUAUGGCAGGAGCGUUUUACGGGGAAGAGCAGGUGCCCCCAAGUUGGAAAGAGAGCUGCGAAGCCUAUGAGGAGGCAGAGAAGCUGGCUGAUGCCUUAUGUGAACGCUACCACCAGUCAGCUUGAGCCAUUAAUGAAGAUUGGGCAUCCGGUCACCGGGUCUGCAUUUUGGCAUCAUGUUCCUAAGGAUGAGAAUCGUCUCCACAAUAGUAAAGUUUCUCUUCCUCCCUCAAAAUGCCCAGGCCAGGGGUAAGCAACCUUGGCUCUUUUAUGACUCGUGGAUUUCAACCCCCAGAAUUCCUGAGCCAGCCAUGCUGAGGGGAAAGGGAGAGGUUUCCAAG
Molecule: messenger RNA, 1461 nt
Organism: Crotalus tigris (Tiger rattlesnake)
Lineage: Eukaryota; Metazoa; Chordata; Lepidosauria; Squamata; Viperidae
Gene: ADPRS
Product: ADP-ribosylserine hydrolase
Exons: 6
Coding region: 41-1246 (401 amino acids)
Cellular component (GO): mitochondrion; nucleus
Source: RefSeq, a predicted model, not a curated record